This is a messenger RNA of Phalacrocorax carbo (great cormorant), 8009 nucleotides long. Lineage: Eukaryota; Metazoa; Chordata; Aves; Suliformes; Phalacrocoracidae. The record is from RefSeq and is a predicted model, not a curated record.
ACCGAAGUUAGGGCCGGGGAGGGAGGGUGGAAGAGGGAGCGCUGCCGGAAGCGGCGAGGCGGCGGCGCUGGGAGCCCGCGGGGUGCCGCGGGCAGCAUGUAGCUGGGUGACAGCGACCGCAGCGCGCCGCCUCCGCCGCCGACGGCCGCCUGCCUCGCUGCCGGCGCGGCGGGUCGGGGGUUUCUGUGGGGAGGCGGACGGGGUGGCAGCUUCCCCUCGCCUCACCUCUCCUGUCCCCCCUCUCCCCUCAGCGCCGUUCCUCGGCGCGGCCCCCCCCCUCACCCGCCCGCCCCUUCGCCGCCGGCCGGGGGGCUGUGGCCGUCGCUGCCAUGGGGCUGCCCACGCUGGAGUUCAGCGACUCCUACUUGGACAGCCCGGAUUUCAGGGAGCGCCUGAAGUGUCACGAGAUCGAGCUGGAGAGAACGAACAAGUUCAUCAAGGAGCUGAUUAAGGACGGCAGCCUCCUCAUCGGGGCCCUGCGAAAUUUAUCCAUGGCAGUGCAAAAAUUUUCACAGUCUUUACAAGAUUUCCAGUUUGAGUGUAUUGGAGAUGCUGAAACUGAUGAUGAAAUUAAUAUCGCCCAGUCACUGAAAGAGUUUGCUCGGCUCCUGAUAGCUGUUGAAGAGGAGAGAAGACGACUGAUCCAGAAUGCUAAUGAUGUGCUAAUAGCACCGCUGGAGAAGUUUCGUAAAGAGCAAAUAGGAGCAGCAAAAGAUGGGAAGAAGAAGUUUGACAAGGAAAGUGAGAAAUAUUAUUCCAUCCUAGAGAAGCACUUAAAUUUAUCAGCAAAGAAGAAAGAAUCUCAUUUGCAAGAUGCAGAUACACAGAUUGACAGAGAACAUCAAAACUUUUAUGAAGCAUCAUUAGAAUAUGUUUUUAAAAUUCAAGAAGUACAAGAGAAAAAGAAAUUUGAAUUUGUUGAACCUCUCUUGGCCUUUCUUCAAGGAUUAUUUACAUUUUACCAUGAAGGAUAUGAAUUGGCUCAGGAGUUUGCACCAUACAAGCAGCAGCUGCAGUUCAAUUUGCAGAAUACCCGGAAUAACUUUGAAAGCACAAGGCAGGAAGUGGAGAGACUCAUGCAAAGAAUGAAAUCAGCCAACCAGGAUUACAGACCACCAAGUCAAUGGACAAUGGAAGGCUAUCUCUAUGUGCAGGAGAAACGACCUCUUGGAUUUACAUGGGUAAAACAUUACUGCACUUAUGAUAAAGGAACAAAAACAUUUACAAUGAGUAUAGCUGAAACAAAAUCUGGUGGAAAAGUGAAUGGCCUUGUCACAAGCCCACCAGAAAUAUUCAAGCUAAAAUCUUGCAUCAGGAGAAAGACAGAUUCAAUUGACAAACGUUUCUGUUUCGAUAUUGAAGUAUUUGAGAGACCUGGAAUAAUCACACUGCAAGCUUUUUCAGAAUCCAACCGAAAACUUUGGCUCGAAGCUAUGGAUGGAAAGGAACCAAUCUACACGCUGCCAGCCAUUAUUAGCAAGAAGGAAGAAAUGUUCUUAAAUGAAGCAGGUUUCAAUUUUGUGAGGAAAUGUAUUCAUGCUGUAGAAACAAGAGGUAUUACAAUCCUGGGUCUGUACAGAAUAGGAGGUGUAAAUUCCAAGGUGCAAAAGCUGAUGAAUACCAUAUUUUCUCCUAAAUCUCCUCCUGAUAUGGAUAUUGAUAUGGAACUUUGGGACAAUAAAACAAUAACAAGCGGACUAAAAAACUACCUCAGGUGUCUUUCAGAACCACUGAUGACUUUCAAGCUGCACAAAGAUUUCAUUGUUGCUGUUAAGUCAGAUGAUCAGAACUACAGAGUUGAGGCAGUGCAUGCACUUGUGCAUAAGUUGCCAGAGAAGAACAGAGAGAUGCUGGACAUCCUUAUCAAGCACUUGGUCAAGGUAUCAUUACACAGUCAGCAGAAUCUAAUGACUGUAUCCAACCUUGGUGUUAUCUUUGGACCAACUCUGAUGAGAGCCCAAGAAGAAACCGUGGCUGCUAUGAUGAACAUUAAGUUUCAGAAUGUCGUCGUUGAAAUUCUGAUAGAGCAUUAUGAAAAGAUAUUUCACACUGCACCAGAUCCCAAUAUUCCUCUUCCCCAACCUCAGUCCCGGUCAGGUUCAAGAAGGACAAGAGCAAUUUGUCUCUCCACAGGUUCACGUAAACCCAAAGGAAGAUAUACACCGUGUCUAGCAGAUCCUGACAGUGACUCGUACAGCAGUAGCCCAGACAGCACUCCCAUGGGCAGCAUUGAAUCUCUCUCUUCUCACUCUUCUGAGCAGAACAGCACUACCAAAUGCGCACCCUCACAGCCCAGGGAGAAAUCAGGAGGGAUUCCAUGGAUUGCCUCUCCCCCUUCUUCUAAUGGCCAGAAGGGUUCAGGCCUCUGGACUACAAGUCCAGAAUCCUCAUCAAAGGAGGAUGCAACCAAAACAGAUGUGGAGUCGGACUGCCAAAGUGUAGCUUCUGUCACUGGACAAGAGAAUGCCUCUCCACCAACAGACCUGACCAAAAAGACUUCUUACAGUCUGUCUGGGCUGAAAAGGUCUUCAGCAUCUUCCGUCAGAUCAAUUCCAUCAGCUGAAGGUCACAAAAGCUGCAGUGGAUCUGUACAGAGCUUAUCUUCAACAGAUACCAAAGAUACACCAAAGGCUCCACCAAACCCUGAUUUGCCUCCCAAAAUGUGCAGGAGAUUAAGAUUAGAUACUGCAUCAAGUAAUGGCUAUCAAAGACCAGGAUCUGUAGUGGCUGCAAGAGCCCAGUUAUUUGAAAGUGCUGGUUCACUUAAACAAGUUUCUUCAGGACGACAAGCAAAAGCCAUGUAUUCCUGUAAGGCUGAGCAUAGUCAUGAGCUGUCUUUCCCACAGGGGGCAAUAUUUUCCAAUGUGUAUCCAUCAGUGGAACCAGGCUGGUUAAAAGCGACUUAUGAAGGCAAAACAGGACUCGUUCCUGAGAAUUACGUUGUCUUCCUCUAGUAAUCUUUAGUGGACAGCAAUAUCUUCAUGGUAUCCAUGGUAACAAAUAAUAAGCACUAUGAUUUUUAUCUGACACAGAUAUGGGAUCAGCCCGUUAGCUGAGUGGUAGAUUUCCUUCAGAUACUGCAGCUGCAUGUUACACAGCUCCCUAUCAACGGAACAGAAUGUAAUGAAACAGUUAACAGUUUCUGUACUGAAGACGGUACUCUGUUUAAAUAACUUCCAUUGUUUGCAAAAGGUUGUUCUGUUCUUCUUUUAUGGGUAAGGAACACUAGAGCAAUAAAAUCAAAAAAGUUGCCAUUUAGCUGCAGACCUUCAGGUCCUACGAUGUUGCUCACAGAAGUGUGAAAUUUAGAGGCAAUGCACUCUGACAUUUCUUGCAAUCUAUAGUUUUUAAUAUGGAAAAUUGUAUUUUUUUUCAUAAUGUAAGUGAUGUUUCUAUUGUGAUCUGAAUUCUCCCUUAGAAAACUUGAUUCUAAAAUUUGUCCUAAUCAUUUCAAGUAAGAAAUGAGUUUUGUAAAUCAGGAGUUUUAACUUCUGUUAGUCAUUGAGAUUAUAAUAUGUUAUAGAAUUUAUGCAGCUGAUAAUGAAAUCAGUUUAUACACUGCCUGAGCAGUAAGUGCUAUUUCAAAAUGUGAUAUGUUAAAUGAAUGUUUCAUUCAAAUACUUCUUAGAUUUAUUUCCUCCUUUCUCUAUCAGUACAGGUAAUAUUAACAACUUUUAUUUCUAUGAUACCCAUCAUCAGGACAAUAUUCUCAGUGUAUCUCAGAACUACAGCUGUAGAAAACCAGGAGGUGCUGAAUCUGGAAUGACUGGUAGUAAUGUGAAGUGAGCAGUGAAAAACAGCAGUAUAUUUUGAAAUCUGAGAUAAAUUGUAACUGAGUCCUUUUCCAACUUCGUCCAUCGCAAAUAAGACAAAUGGCCUGUGAAGUAGCUAAUUUUAUAAGCUAUGAAUGCUGAAAGCUCCAUGUAGCAAUAAAAGUAUUUAGUAUUAUUUCUGCUGACUUCUGCUAAGCUAUUUGACAAAGAUUUCUCCCUUUCCACAGAAUAAAAAAGCUUUACUCCUUAAAGGUUUUGUAAAGGCACAUUGAUUGCUCCUGACAGGACUGAAAAAAAAUCCAAACUCAAAAUAACCCAAAGCCAUAAGCAGCUUUCUAAAUCUGAGCAUCUUUCUUGCACACCUUGAGGGAAAACAUGCACUGCUUGCUCAGCUACUUACCCUGCAUGAUUGAAAACCAAGGUAUUUAAGCUCCAUUCUUCGUCAUUAAUGCUGCAGAGAGAAUUCACUGUUUCAUAGACCUAUCUAGGCUUAGAUUCAUAGACCGAUCAAGGCUUAGUUUUUUUCUUCAGUAACAGAAAUCAAUAUAUGUCUUCUGUUGAUUUCUAAGUUGUACACUACUUCCAGAAAGUUUAAGGAAGAACUUCUGCUAGGACUAAAAACAUAAAUAAUAUUUUAAUUGCUUCUUUUUUCUUUCCAUAGCCUUUUUCUUGUUUAAAUUAGAAAACAAGAGUUAUUGUCAACAUAAAGAAGCAGAUCAGAGCCUUCUUGUAUGUAGUGCACGACUUCUGCAGAGCAACUCUGUUGAAAUUCAGGCUGGUGGCAAAAGCCUGCAGGAUCCUCCUUCUUGCUAACUAAAGUGUCAGAUGGUGAUCAGGGGAAGAGAGAGGCUGUCAGAGCAUACUCCCAGAAAUGGUCUUGCUUUUCAGAGGGGGAGUCUGGGUAAGACUGACUAUGGGCAGUUGAGGAGAAACCCCUUGAAUUAGUGACUGAGUGAUCUGGGUUGUUUCUUCAUGCUAAAAAGUUUAAGUCCCAAAUCAUACUGUUUUCAGCUCAUUGUGAUGAAAGGUUGCUCCAGACAUUGUCACAGGUAGUGAAGGCAGACACAUGUGUGCUCAUCUAAUUUGCCCAGAGCAGACGUGAAAGGAAGUGAAGGUCUCUUCUCAUCAACUGAUCCUUUCUUAUUUUUAAGGCAAGCCAAGAUUUCUUUGUGUAAGCUAUGCCUGAAACUGCCAUUGCCCUGAAAAGAUCAGCAUGGUUUUGGUUCUGUUUUUGCUGUAUUUCACAAUCCAAAAACUGCAGGAUGACCUCUUACACCUCUUAGGAGGAAUUUAAUUGUUUUGAAAUUCUUGAGGAACAGUGAAAUAGAAAAUGCUUGCUUUUAUUUGCUUUAGCCUGAUGUAAAAAGAAGGGGGGAAAAGUUAAGCUUAGGUAGUCUCACAGCCUGUGUAUAUGUCUGGGUAUUGUCCAAUAUCGUGUUUUGAAACUUGCUGAUCUGAGUGCAAGCUAGAGGACUCAAAGAUGCUAAGUUCAUGAAAAACGUCGUAAAAAUGCAAAGUUCAUUCACAGAUUAAGUAAGUGGAGUCUGUAAGUGCUAAGGGAAAGGUUGUAGGAAGAGCUGGAGAAGUCCCUGUGGAGAAGAGGUGUUCUGUCUAUUCCCAUGUGUUCAUCUCACAUUAGAAACAAAACUGAAUUGCAGAAGACACCUUCAUAAGAAACUGGAUCCCAUUCGUUCUGCUGCUCACAAAACAAAUCUAUAUUUUCCUCUAUAAGACUCUGCACCUUUUCAGGCUCUUCUUCUGAACCAGCCAUGACGAGCACAUAAAUAAUUUUAAAGUAGCUUAGCUUUAAAAUGGCAUUUCCGUCUGAAAAAGGUUAUGCCCAUUCUUAAUUACAGUUAACCACUCACUCUCAGUGGGAUGAGUAGGGGUGUUCUCAUUUUUUGAAAUAUUUGGUUUUUUCUGUUCCUCUCUUCUGCGGUACAUAACAAGCACUUUCUGUAUAAUCUCACUGCUGGGUUGUGGAUGCCCCAGCUCUUCCCUGACUUUCCAGGAGGGAGUUUAUCUCUACAAGAAGCUGUAUAAUGAACUGGAAAGUUAAGUAACUAGGUGUUCAAAGGCUGAAAUGGGGGAGAGGGCAGCACCAAAGCUUGUCUAGCAAUGAUACUCUCAGGCCUGACCAAACAUUCCUUCUGAUAAUUGCAAAGGAUCAAAAAUCCGUAUAACAUUUAAAUGAACAUAUAAUAUCUUGAUAGUGCCUUAACAGAAAAUUAGGCAAGCUGAACUAAAUUAGUUCAUAGUAUUGAUUUACUGUUUUUUUUUAAUGAAAGUCAGAUUUACUCUACAAGGAAAGGUUGCGCGAUUUUUUUAAUUAUAGCUAUUAUUAUCCUUCCUAAAAGGUUGCAGUUUUUUUCCAAACAUCACUGUAAAACUCAAGGUAGAUGACACGUUGUGAUUGCUGUUUGUUUUGUGAAAAUAAUGUCUGUACCUACAACUUAUGUAAUUAGCCAUGUUUUUAAUUUGUUAAACAUUUUGAUACAUGUUGCAGCACAACAUGAAUCAAAUUAAUAGUGUGAAGGACUGAUAUAUUGUAUGAUAAAUAUGUAAAGUAUAUUAAUAUUUUAUAUUCACACUUUUUAUUAAUGACGAUAAAGAUGAAAAAAUAUUUUUGCUGUAAUUCCUAUGAGAUCAGUAUUAAAACGUCCUUGCCAUAUUUUGGCAUUUAGAGUUCUAUGUAACAAAACUCUUAAAUUAAACCAUAGCUAUCACUUAUGUCCCUAACUAAUCUAUAAAGCUCAUUGUUUGAUUAUGUCUGGAAAAAGAUGAUGCACAGAUUUGCUGAUCAGCACUAUUCUAUGAUAGUAACUUAUUUUCCUUUUAUGUAUUUUCUGGUGCUAAUCUCUAGUCUCUACUUGUAAUUGGAUUGAGUUGUAAUGUGCCUUUAGGAAAGACAUGUUAGGAGUGGAAAAGCUGCAAAAUUCAGCAGUUCAGAGCAAUAAUUACAACAACAACAAAAAAGCAUUGUAUGGCAGUAAUUGGAUUUUUUUUUUUUGUUACAUUUCUUCACUCAUCUAUUUUCUACUUAAUAAGAUUGCAUCAGAAAAAAUAAUGAAACUAAAAAGCAUAUUGUUCUUUGUACUUCUUUUCCUGAGGCAGCAGUUUGUGCAAUUUUGUAUUGAGCAGCAAGAAGAGAAAUCCCAGCAGGGGAGCACAUCCUCCAGACUGGGGUGGAUCUUCUGCACUGAUGGAAACUCGCAAAGCUCUCGUGAAGUCAAAGACAGACCUUUGGCAAUUUAUAGUGAGGGUUUGCUAGCCAGAAGCCCCAGAACAUAAAUGUAAUAUUCUGUUAAUGGGGUAACACAGGAUACAGCUUGGCAUUGUUCGUUCUUUCAGCAGAGUGCCCUGUAUGAAUCAUUCAGUUACCAGAGAUCAAACUAUAGGCAAAGCUCAAUCUUGUUCUUCAUGGCCACACAGCCCCAACAGCUGCUGCUGCUGCCACGGCCCGUCCAGUUACUGCUUAUGCAAAAGUCAGACUGUUGAUCAGGAUGUUUCAGUACAAGUUGGGAGGUCUCUCUUUUUGGAUAAGAUUUUGCAUGGGCUUUGGGAGUUCACUUUGUUUUGUUUUAAUUAGGUGCUUGGUACUAAUUUAAUUAGGUGCAGCUACUAAUUCAGUGUUGUAACUCAGUCACUGAUGAUCAUAGCAUUGUUUUUCUUGUCCUGUAUGUGGCAGUAUUUAAUAAGCCAUUGGAUUAUCCUUGUUAUUUUAAAUAUAGGGAAUGGUGCUUCAACCCUUGGAUGUCUCAGCUGAAAGCUAUUCUGCAUCUGAGCUUUCUGCAAGUGUUUUAUUGGAAGUUGUCCUUAAAGUUCUGGGACUAAAGAUAGCACCGUGAUCUCAGCACUACAAGAGUUUCUGUUAUAGCAAAAGGCAAAGCAGCUGAACAGGGCACAUGGAUAGUUUCAAUUUUCAAUCAUAUUUAUGACAAUUUCGGAGGUAUUAGAGUUUAUAGGGGUUACUUUAGAUACUAUAUGGUAUUUUAAUAGGAAGGUAUAUACAAUCAAUAUAUAUAUUUAAUAAAGUCCUACUAAAUUAUCUUAUUGAACUCUUUGUUUAUUUUGUAGUGUGGUUUCAAUAAUUAUCUGCACUCUGUAUAUAUCUACAUGUAAAUAACAGGCAUGACAUGCAUAAGAUGACUUGCAGACAUAAUUCUAUGUUGUACUUUACACUGUAUUUCAAAAACUUGAAAAAUCAUUUUUCAAAAUAAAAAGCCUUUCUACACA